CUAUUGGCAACAGGGCAGGGCUUGCUGGGGUAGCAUCCGGGAACUAAGACAGUUCCCAUAAUGCCCGCAGAAGCAUCGGGGGAUAUGCAGUAGAGCUUUACUCAACGGGCAAACGGCGGAAUCGAUAUGGCUCUGGUAUCAGCUGAUUCCCGCAUUGCUGAACUCCUGGGGGAGUUGCAUCUGCUUAUUAAACAGACGCAGGAGGAACGAUCAAGGAGCGAACACAACCUUGUGAACAUCCAGAAAACACAUGAGAGGAUGCAGACAGAAAACAAGAUCUCUCCAUAUUAUCGGACCAAAUUACGUGGCCUCUACACAACCGCCAAGGCUGAUGCAGAAGCCGAAUGCAAUAUCCUGCGCAAGGACUUGGAUAAGAUAGCUGAAAUUAAAUCUCUUCUGGAAGAACGCCGCAUUGCUGCCAAGAUUGCUGGCCUCUACAAUGACUCAGAGCCACCACGUAAAACCAUGCGCCGUGGCGUGUUGAUGACGCUCCUCCAGCAGUCAGCCAUGACUCUUCCCUUGUGGAUCGGGAAACCUGGAGAGAAGCCUCCUCCACUGUGUGGUGCCAUCCCUGCCUCUAGCGAUUAUGUGGCUAAACCAGGGGACAAGGUGGCUGCUCGUGUCAAGACAGUCGAUGGGGAUGAGCAGUGGAUCUUGGCUGAGGCUGUGAGCUACAACCAUGCCACCAACAAGUAUGAGGUGGAUGACAUUGAUGAAGAAGGCAAGGAGCGCCACACCCUGAGCCGGCGCCGCAUCAUCCCCCUGCCCCAGUGGAAGGCCAACCCUGAAACAGACCCCGAGGCCUUGUUCCAGAAAGAUCAGCUGGUCCUGGCCUUAUACCCACAAACUACCUGCUUCUACAGAGCACUUAUCCACACUCCACCACAGCGGCCUCAGGAUGAUUACUCAGUGCUGUUUGAAGACACCAGCUAUGCAGAUGGCUACUCUCCGCCCCUCAACGUGGCUCAGCGUUAUGUGGUGGCUUGCAAAGAAACCAAGAAGAAGUGACAGCGCUCUCUACUGGGUGCUGGUGAUGUGGCAUGGCAAAGAACCAGAUCUCUCAAACGGACUUUUACGAGCGUAGAUUUAAUAAAGCAGAAACGAGCAGAAAUCGACAGGGGCAGAAGACAAAUUUAUUAAUCAAAGUA
Molecule: messenger RNA, 1148 nt
Organism: Rhineura floridana
Lineage: Eukaryota; Metazoa; Chordata; Lepidosauria; Squamata; Rhineuridae
Gene: SGF29
Product: SAGA complex associated factor 29
Exons: 10
Coding region: 127-1008 (293 amino acids)
Cellular component (GO): SAGA complex
Source: RefSeq, a predicted model, not a curated record